UAUAUCAAACGUACCUUCUUGUCCUUCACUACCUAAGUGAUCCCAUUGAAACUCAGAUAAAAGUAACGAUGCACACCACUUUACGGUUUCCUGCAGUAACAAUAUGCAACAUUAAUCCAGUGAGAAGAUCACGAUGGGAAAAAAGACAGACAAAAAGUGAAAGCGUAUCCCCAAACUUGACAUCUUUCAUGCAAGUGCCGCAAAAACUCUAUCGUUCAGCCGGUGGUACUAAUUUUGGAAAUUCAUUGAAGCGGAAAAAAAGAUCACUUGCAAAUCAAGACCAGAUCGAUAAGCUAAGGCAAGAAUUAAAUGAAAGGAUUGAUACACUUGAAAAAACUUUAAGCAAACAUAUAAAUGAUACGUCCCUUCAAAAAAAGGAAGCUGGCUUUGAACUGUCAGAAUCAGAAGAAUUCGUCGCUCAUGUAAACAGAAGCAAUACAACCAAUAAAGAAAUGGAAAAGCGACUAAACGAUUUUGAAAAACGACUAAAAAUCACAGAGCUGACAACUAUUGACAUAACAAAGCAAAUAUCCGAGACACGUGGCUACUUGAAUCAAUUAAAAGCAAAUAUUAGUCAAGCAGAGAAAGAACCAAAGAAAAAUAAUACGGCUGGUGAUAUGCAAAAGGAUGGCAUAAAAAUUACCACCAAGCAAAGAUUUACAGGCGUUUCAAAAUUAUCUCAAGGAUAUCGGUGA
Molecule: messenger RNA, 695 nt
Organism: Xenia sp. Carnegie-2017
Lineage: Eukaryota; Metazoa; Cnidaria; Anthozoa; Malacalcyonacea; Xeniidae
Product: DNA repair protein RAD50-like
Exons: 2
Coding region: 69-695 (208 amino acids)
Source: RefSeq, a predicted model, not a curated record